AGCCGCCAGCCGGUUUGUAUGAGAAGCUGUACAUUAAAAAGUAAUAAAAUUAAACUUUCUGAUAAAAGAAAAUGUUAAAAAUAUUCCAAAAACUUGUUCAUGUUCCAAAUGUUUAUUCAAAAUCGACCAAUUCCUGUAUCAAAACACAAAUGAGAUGUAUAACAGCCAUUGGUAACAGGAAUGAGUAAGUAUGGCUGUAUGUGUCUAUGGCGUGUGGAUGCGUAUAGCACACAACAGCAGUAUUUCAGAGCCCGUGGAGAAGAGAGCAAGACUUGUUGCCACAGCAAUCAAUUCGACAAUAAGAUACAGUACAGCAACAACAGUUCCCGUACAAAAGAAGAAAAAAAUGGCCAAACUUACCGAACAGGAACGCGCUGAACAAUUGCAACCUCUUUUGGAUGCCGGUUGGUCGAUGGUUAAUGGACGUGACGCCAUUUAUCGUGAAUACAUUUUUCAAGAUUUCAAUCAAUCUUUUAGAUUUAUGACCGGUGUUGCUCUCUUGGCAGAGAAAAUGAAUCAUCAUCCCGAAUGGUUUAAUGUCUAUAAUAAGCUUCAAGUUACAAUGUCAACACAUGAUGUAGGCGGUUUAAGUGCCAAGGAUAUUCGUAUGGCCAAGUACAUGGAGGAAGAAUUUAAACGUUAUGCUUGAAUAAUUGAACAAUAAAUUGAAAUGAUGUUUUGUUUUGCUUGUUGAA
This is a messenger RNA of Musca domestica (house fly), 695 nucleotides long. RefSeq names its product pterin-4-alpha-carbinolamine dehydratase (gene Pcd). Gene Ontology annotation, molecular function: 4-alpha-hydroxytetrahydrobiopterin dehydratase activity. The record is from RefSeq and is a predicted model, not a curated record. Gene Ontology annotation, biological process: tetrahydrobiopterin biosynthetic process. The transcript is spliced from 3 exons. The coding region runs from base 191 to 649 and encodes 152 amino acids. Lineage: Eukaryota; Metazoa; Arthropoda; Insecta; Diptera; Muscidae.